Molecule: messenger RNA, 3493 nt
Organism: Priapulus caudatus
Lineage: Eukaryota; Metazoa; Priapulida; Priapulimorpha; Priapulimorphida; Priapulidae
Product: midnolin-like
Exons: 8
Coding region: 1-1350 (449 amino acids)
Cellular component (GO): nucleus
Source: RefSeq, a predicted model, not a curated record
AUGACACUAAAUAUAGCCAGAACGUCGGGGACUCAGGCGAACGCGUCGGCCGUAAGACAGUUGAAUGAGUACAUAAGGACAAGUUUUAGGGGCCUACUGCACCGAGACAGACUUCUCUCGCAAGGCUCGCUCGAGACGAACAACAUAAUCGAUGGAGCUCGUCUCACCGUGCUGCCAAACGUCGAAACAGGCAUCAUGAGCCAGAAACCGGACAUACAUAGCGUGAUGAAGGCGUUAGAGAAUUUGAGCGACAGCCAGGUGAACGACUUCCUGACGGGAAAGUCCCCUUUGACCUUGGCCUGGCGCUUCGAAGAUCACAUGAUGUUCGUCCAGCUGCAACUCUCAACGAUGGUGCCUGGCGCCACGAGGCUGCGGCGUACCAGCACGGUAGCGCCCCCUAGGCCGUCGUCAGCGUCGUUGGUGCCGUCGUCACCGUCAGCGUCGUCGGUGCUGUCGUCACCGUCAGCGUCGUCGGUGCAGUCGUCACCGUCAGCGUCGUCGGUGCCGUCGUCACCGUCAGCGUCGUCGAUGCCGUCGUCACCGUCAGCGUCGUCGAUGAUGUCGACAUCAUCAGCGUCGUCGUCGUCAUCGCCGUCGACAUCAUCAGCGUCGUCGUCGUCAUCGCCGCCGCCAAUGUUGCCUCGGUCGGUGUCUUUGGCUGCGAGCGAGCGGACGACGAGUCCGGCGUCGUCGAUUCCCACGCUGGACAUGAAGGCACUUGAACAAGCCAGCCGCAAUCUGACGCACAGGUUGAAGCGCCUGUCGAACACACCCGAAGGACCGAAGGAAACGGCGACCCCACCUCAACCGGCCGGUGCGAUCAUAGAAAGUCUGAAGGCACAUGGCAAGGGCGUCUACUCUGGAACGUUCUCCGGUACGCUAAACCCGAGCCUCACCGACAAGAAGGGCAGACCGAAACGUAGCAUCGCCACCGUUAUACACAUUCUCAACGACCUGCUGGGAGCGCAUCCGACGGCGAAGGUCCAGCCUCAGCGACUGCACGGUUUCACGCAGGAAUUGAAUAGGCAAAGAAUGAGUCCCUCGGGGCUGCACGGCAAGCCGGCAGCGGCGGCUGGCAGAUUCGCCGAGCGCUGCAUCUCCAGAAACGCUGCGACAGACGACAGAGCAAAGCUUCGUCAGGAAAAUAUGCACUUGAAAGGGAAAAUGGAGCAACUGCAGCUGAUGAUGGAAGAACGCCGCGUAAAGAGGCAGAUGCGGAGGGAUGCGAGAGCGCCGCAUCCAUACACAGUACACAGCAAGGCAUCGAUGGAGCCGAAAGAGGACGCUGCGAGCGAUGUGAUGGACGUCGACUCGGAGAAGGAAUCGGUGGAGCCGUGUCCGGUCGUUUGAUUGCCUUCGCCGGCUAGGUUUCUGGAAUGCGCCGCACGCGCGCGGGCGAAGAGACGUGGUCACCCAGUCUCGCUACUCGUUUUGUCGAGUUUUCUUCCGAUCGGAUUCUGCGCUGUGGGAAAGCCACGGCGGCUGUCGCUCCUACCGAGGUAGCUCGCUGUACGGAAUCACGCCCGGUACUAGGUGCGCGCUACCUAAAGCGUUGUGCGUGUGUAUAUAGCGGGCGUUGGUAGCCCUCGCCAGUUUACUCUAACCGUAAGUUAAUGUUACUGGUGACGUGCAACUGCGCUCUUGUACGAUGGUGCGUGUAAUCGGUUCUAUCAUGAUGACUCAGGAAAAGACGUAUCUGCUAUACAAUUGAGCAUCAUUGUUUGUUAGUGCGUGUGCUCUGAUGUCAUGGCACACGCGCAUGCGCGGUAAUUGGGGACGAAUGCAAUCACGUGUGGAAGAUGGUAGUGGGAAUUAAGAUUCCCCCACAAGCUCGCAAGUUCGCAUGAACGAUGUAUACAGUGUUGUUGCAGCUUUUGCUACGAGACUCGUCACUCCCGCAAGUGCUAAGACUAACGGUUUGCAACAAACCUUAAUUGAUAACAAAUAAUAUCAAAGUGUAAAGCCUUACAGAAGUGUAAGGAAGCUAGCCUAUUUCUAAUAUUGUCACGCUGAUAUUUCAACGCUAACGUUAUUUCUUUCAUUUGAUUAUUCAACACGUGUAUUUUGUUGGAGGUGCGUUGGUGAAAAGGUUAGUAGAACGUUCAUAUUGGCAUUCAAUUUUAUUGCCCUUUUGGAUUUUAUUAUUUACAUUACGUUAUUAUAAUACUGUUGUGACAUCAAUCAAUGAUUAUGUAUAUGGGUUCUUGCAAUAUCGUUGCCAGCGCCUGUCAGAGUGGUUUAAUUUGAAUGUAUUACUAAAUACCAGUAAAAACGUUGAAGUACUUUAUCUUGCGUGUAUUGAAAACGUCAGACGACGUGAUGAUUCUAAUGAAUGGAUCGAAUUGAUUAGGUUAAAUAACCUUUGGAUUUACUAAAUAAUUGUAUUACGAACGACCUUUGAUGAAAUAGAUUUAGCGCAUGUUUGUUAUUAAUCUUGACGGUAACGUCGUGUGUGUGAUCAGGGAUCUGAAACGUGGCAUCCCAUGUUCUUCAUCUAUGAUCCGAUUGAUAGUAUAACUAGUGUAACGUAACAUUGUACCGCGCAACUUCGUUAUUGAGCUAGUUUAAUAGUUUACAUGCGCUCUUGUUCACGUGACAAGAGUGCGACACGCGGUACAUAUAUACCGUUAUAUCAUUGUAGCAAUUCUUGCAAGGCAUAUAACAUGCAAUGUCAUCAUUACAAUGCGAAGUCACUUACUCUGUUAUCUCUAUGGCGAAGGGCCAGGAUUACCCUACUUUAAAUGAAGCUGUCAUAGUUUACGGCUACGCUAUAUGAUAUCUAAUAGAUAUGCGUACGCAUGUGUAACCAGUAGCUGCUAUCUGCUAAGCAAUCAACAACAAUACCAGGAGCGACAUACAUAAUAUCAGGAGUAGAUAAUAGAAGAUAUAAUCUUCUAUUAUCUACUCCUGAUAAUAUUAUAGGUAGUCGAACUAUGGAUCAGCAGUAUGUCCACGCUGAGCUUGUCUACCCGUAGCCUAUUUUCUAUUAUAUUAUAUACUUUGCUUCCGUGUUAUUCCUUAAAACUAAAACAUGUCACGUGAUAGCAGGUUACGGUGGCUACGGUGUCGUUUAAAAGAUUACGUACGACACGAAUAUCGCAGCCAUUGGGACUAGUCAAUGCAAGGCGCGUGGAACAUUGAGAAAAGUAGCAAGAAAAAACGUGAAAACUGCGAGGCUUGUAACAACUUGCAUAGCAAGAUAACGUCAUGCGCGCUCAAAUGCCGCUUCUACAUCGUAUGAUCGACAGAUGACACGACAUUAGCUAUGUCAACAAGGUCAAUAAUUCUAUAUGGUUUCUAUAUGACAAAGUGUCUAUGUACAGUAAAGGUAAUUAACGCAAAUAUAGUUUAUUGUGACGCGUGUAUGUGCGUGUGUGCAUAUGUGCGUGCUGGUGCGUGUGUAUAUAGCAACUUUAACUUGGAAAUAUUUGUAGCAUGUUCAUGUGGGGAUUAAAACAGUUACACAGUUUAACAGUUUUUUUUCAUUGGAAAA